Myotis lucifugus (little brown bat) is the source of this 2566-nucleotide messenger RNA. RefSeq names its product CTTNBP2 N-terminal like (gene CTTNBP2NL). The transcript has 6 exons. The coding region runs from base 513 to 2432 and encodes 639 amino acids. The record is from RefSeq and is a predicted model, not a curated record. Lineage: Eukaryota; Metazoa; Chordata; Mammalia; Chiroptera; Vespertilionidae.
AGAAGAUUAAUUUGACACUUGUAGUAAAAGCUUGCAUUGCUUAGUAUUGUAGAAUUCAGUAAAACGCGAUUCGCUUUUUUACAGUGGUUUUAGAACCUUUGUAAACAAUAAUAGCAAAAACAGCUCCUUUAGUAAAUGUACAGAAGACCUGCUUUUUAAUCAGAGAAUUAAUUUUUGAUAGUACUUUGACACGUUUUUGUCCCCGGGCUCACCCUAAAAUGCCAAAAGUGGAAUGAGAGGUACAGUUUGGAACGUUGUCAUUCUUUUACCCGCAAAUACAUAAAUAACCCUUCUGAAAAACUGGAAAGCCAGAGGGUGGGGAAACUUACAUCUUUUGAGAUCGUCAAGAGAACAUGUCAACACCUUCUAUCUCCAGAUGCAUUGGACACUUUUUCACCAUGUUGACGGCAUUUUAAAUAUAUUUGUCAAUUUUCCCAAAUUUUAACUGAAGAAAACUUUCAGAGUUUCUACUUGAGGACUGAAGUGUGACUGCCAAUUAUCAGGCCUUCAGGAUGAAUCUGGAAAAACUCAGCAAGCCUGAACUCCUAACACUGUUCAGUAUUCUUGAAGGAGAGCUUGAAGCCAGGGACCUUGUUAUAGAAGCUUUAAAGGCACAACACAGAGAUACUUUCAUUGAAGAACGCUAUGGAAAAUAUAACAUCAGCGAUCCUUUAAUGGCUCUACAGAGAGACUUUGAAACCCUGAAGGAGAAAAACGAUGGCGAAAAGCAGCCGGUCUGCACAAACCCACUGUCGAUUCUCAAGGUGGUGAUGAAGCAGUGUAAGAACAUGCAGGAACGGAUGCUGUCCCAGCUGGCUGCUGCCGAGAGCAGGCACCGCAAGGUGAUCCUAGACCUUGAGGAGGAAAGGCAAAGGCACGCCCAGGACACAGCAGAGGGAGAUGACGUCACCUACAUGCUGGAGAAGGAGAGAGAGAGGCUGACCCAACAGUUGGAAUUUGAAAAGUCCCAAGUGAAGAAGUUUGAGAAAGAGCAGAAGAAGCUGUCGGGCCAGCUGGAGGAGGAGCGCGCCCGCCACAAGCAGCUCUCGUCCAUGCUGGUGCUCGAGUGCAAGAAAGCCAGCAGCAAGGCGGCCGAGGAGGGCCAGCGGGCCGGGGAGCUGAGCCUGCAGCUGGAGAAGGAGAAGGGCCGGGUGGGUGCGCUGGAGGAAGCACUGGCGGCCGAGCGCAGGCGGGGCCUGCAGACGGAGGCCCGGGUGGAGAAGCAGCUGUCGGAGUUCGACAUCGAAAGAGAACAACUGAGAGCAAAGCUGAACCGAGAAGAGAACCGGACCAAAACUCUGAAAGAAGAGAUGGAAAGUUUGAAGAAGAUCGUAAAGGAUCUAGAAGCUUCUCACCAGCAUAGUAGCUCUAAUGAGCAAUCAAAGAAGCCAGUGACCACGUCUAAAGGCACAGUGACCGAGCCUCCCAGGCUAGUGUCUGUAUUCUGCCAGACGGAGGGUUUUCAGACAGAAAGAACCCAUGGGAGCAGCGUAGCCAAGACAGCAACCACUGGGCUGCCCGGUCCCACCACUCCCAGUUACUGUUAUGCAAAAGCCAAUGGCCAUUUUGAGCCAGAGAUGCAAAUGACCAAGGAGUCCGUUACAGGCAGCGGUGUGGAAAGCCAGACGCCUCCACGAGAGAAGUCUGUGGGCUCGGCCCAUGAGAAAGCCGUGGAGAAUGGUGGGUGUGCCGGGGGAAUCGAGAGCCCGGUCCCGGUGCCGAGUCAGCUGCCGUCCAGCAGCAGCUCACUGUCUCCCAGCAGCACCGCGUCCUCCUCCCUCACGUCCUCGCCUUGCUCAUCACCAGUGCUAACUAAGCGCCUGUUGGGGUCCUCAGCCAGCAGCCCUGGCUACCAGUCAUCCUACCAAGUAGGGAUCAACCAGCGGUUCCAUGCAGCUCGGCACAAGUUCCAGUCCCAGGCAGAUCAGGACCAGCAAGCCAGUGGUCUGCAGAGCCCUCCGUCCAGGGACCUGUCCCCCACCCUCAUAGACAACUCCGCCGCCAAGCAGCUGGCCCGAAACACGGUCACUCAGGUGCUCUCCAGAUUCACCAGCCAACAGGGGCCCAUCAAGCCCGUCUCGCCCAACAGCUCUCCCUUCGGCACAGACUACCGAAACCUGGCCAGUGCUGCCAACCCAAGGGGUGACACCAGCCACUCACCUACUCCAGGCAAAGUGUCCAGCCCUCUGAGUCCCCUGUCUCCAGGGAUCAAGUCCCCCACCAUCCCCAGAGCUGAGAGAGGAAACCCUCCACCCAUCCCACCCAAAAAACCUGGCCUCACGCCUUCUCCCUCCGCUACCGCGCCCCUGACCAAAACUCACUCCCAGGGGUCCUCUGGGACCACCGCGGAGGACCUGGCGAGCAGCUGCUCUUCCAGUGCUGCCGUGGCCAACGGCAAGGACGUUGAGAUACUUCUGCCUCCCAACAGCUAGUCCCUGAGGGGUCUGCGCCGUUGACAUUCCAUCAGAUCUUGUCCAAGAGCUCGGAGUCAGACCGUUGAGUCAGAUCAUGUUAUUUAUUUUGAUAGUAGCUGAAACCAUCUGUAUAAUACAUUUAGUGUAUUUCA